Molecule: messenger RNA, 3240 nt
Organism: Psammomys obesus (fat sand rat)
Lineage: Eukaryota; Metazoa; Chordata; Mammalia; Rodentia; Muridae
Gene: Lpo
Product: lactoperoxidase
Exons: 14
Coding region: 35-2164 (709 amino acids)
Biological process (GO): response to oxidative stress
Molecular function (GO): thiocyanate peroxidase activity; heme binding
Source: RefSeq, a predicted model, not a curated record
ACUUGCGGGCUCUGCAGCCCACCAUCCUGAUGCGAUGAGAAUCCUUCUGCACCUCCCCACUCUCCUGGCUUCCCUGACCUUACUCCAGACCGCAGCACCGGCCAGAAAUGCUGCAACUUCCAGAACUGGCAUCAUCUCUGACACAGUGAACACAGUCAAGGCCUCAGUCAACCAGGCCUUCCUGGAUUCCCGGACCAGGCUGAAGAGGGCCCUGACCAGUCAGACACCUACCACCCGGCAGCUCUCACAGUAUCUCAAGCACUCCAGAGGCUGGACCCGCAGAGCCAUCCGCGUGGGACAUGUGUGGGAAGAGUCUCUGAAGAGACUGAAGCCGGUGGUGCCCCUCACCAAUGUCACAGGCCAAGGCCUGGACUUGGCCUUGCUGUUUUCAGAAGUCGGCUGUGAUCCCCAUGCUCUGCCAGUGAUUUGCAACAUGAGUAGCCCUUACCGGACCAUCAAUGGAGAGUGUAACAACAGGAAGAACCCAGCGCUGGGAUCCGCCAACAAGGCGCUGGCUCGAUGGCUACCCGCGGAGUACGAGGACGGGAUCUCCCUCCCCUUCGGGUGGACGCCGGGAAAGACACGGAACGGCUUCCCUCUACCGCAGCCCCGUGCCGUCUCCAACCAGAUCCUUGGCUAUCUGAACGAGGAUGUCCUGGACCAAAACAGAUCCUUGUUCUUCAUGCAGUGGGGUCAAAUCGUAGACCACGACAUGGGCUUUGCGCCUGAAACUGAGGCAGAUAACUACACCAAAGCCUUGUGUGAGGAUCACUGUAUCCAGAGAGACAACUGCUUCCCCAUCAUGUUCCCAGCUGGUGACCCCAAACUGAGGACUCAGGGGAGGUGCAUGCCCUUCUUCAGAGCUGGGUUUGUCUGCCCCGAAACACCCUACAGAUCCCUGGCCCGAGAGCAAAUCAAUGCUCUGACCCCUUUCCUGGAUGCUAGCUUGGUGUACAGCCCCGAGCCAAGGAUGGCAAAUCAACUUCGAAACCUCAGUAGCCCCUUGGGCCUCAUGGCCGUCAACGAAGAGGUCUCAGACCACGGUCUGCCCUUUCCACCUUUUGUCAAAAUGAAACCCAGCCCCUGUGAGAUCAUCAACACCACUGCUGGUGUGCCCUGCUUCUUGGCAGGAGACUCUCGAGCCUCGGAGCAGAUCUUGCUGGCCAUAUCCCACACACUCUUUAUCCGGGAGCACAACCGAUUAGUCAGAGAACUAAACAGACUCAACCCUCAUUGGGAUGGAGAGACGCUCUAUCAGGAAGCCAGGAAAAUCAUGGGCGCCUUCAUCCAGAUUAUCACCUUUAGGGACUAUCUACCCAUCCUACUGGGUGAUGAGAUGCAGAAGUGGAUACCCCCGUACCAAGGCUACAGUGAAUCUGUAGACCCCCGAAUCUCCAACGUCUUCAGCUUUGCUUUCCGCUUUGGCCACUUGGAGGUCCCCUCUACCGUGUCCCGCUUAGAUGAGAAUUAUCAGCCAUGGGGCUCAGAACCUGAGCUCCCCCUGCACACGCUCUUCUUCAACACCUGGAGGCUCGUCAAAGAUGGUGGAAUUGACCCUCUGGUUCGAGGCCUGCUGGCUAAGAAGGCCAAACUGAUGCAUCAGGAUAAAAUGAUGACGGGAGAACUCCGCAACAAGCUGUUCCAGCCGAAUCACACCAUCCACGGCUUCGACCUGGCCUCCAUCAACAUACAGCGGUGCCGAGACCACGGGCAGCCUGGGUACAACUCCUGGAGAGCGUUCUGUGGGCUGUCCCAGCCAGAGACGCUAGAGGAGCUGAGUGCUGUGCUGGGAAAUGAGGAGUUGGCCAAGAAGCUGAUGGACCUCUAUGGAACCCCCAGCAACAUUGACAUCUGGCUAGGGGCCAUUGCUGAACCCCUGGUCCACAGGGGACGGGUGGGGCCUCUCUUGACCUGUCUCCUGGGCUUGCAGUUUCAGAAGCUCCGAGAUGGAGACAGGUUCUGGUGGGAGAACCCGGGGGUCUUUACAGAGAAGCAACGGGACUCUCUACAGAAGAUGUCCUUCUCGCGCCUCGUCUGUGACAACACAGGCAUCGACAAGGUCCCCCUGAACCCAUUCCAGGCCAACACCUACCCUGAAGGCUUUGUAAACUGCUCCUCAGUUGAUAAGCUGGACCUCUCACCCUGGGCCUCAGUGAAGAACUAGGAACCUGCUGCUCACGGCUUCCUACAUUGCACAGGGCUACCACCCCCCUACGUGAGAAGACAGGAAAGAAGAAGGAGUCUGCAGAUCCACUGUGGGCCAGCUCCUGACAAGACCACUGGCCAGAUACACCCCUCCCUUUCCCUGGGCACUGAGGUCUGAUCACUGGAAGCCUGGAAUAAGGCGGCACCUGCCUUCUUGAGGACCCCUGGGACACUCACUGUGGGCAGCAUUUUGCCCCCUCCCCUUCUUUUGAGUUGGACACAGAACGAGCAAGUGGCAAACAUAUGCCUGAGAGAUGAACAAAUAUGAGGGCUUGCUGGCCACAUUCCCGUUCCACAGAGUGGUAGAGGAGGGACACGAGGGAUGAGGGUCUGAUUAGUGUGACCUGGCCACAGGCUUCGAAGAGCUAGCCGCCCUCCACGUAGAGAGGGUUCCCCGGCACCGUCAUCACUCCAGAAAUGUCCCCAGGUACAGACCACCCUGUCUCAAGGUCACGGAGCAGAGGGAGCCUCCCCCUGAAGCUGCAGCCCCUUCACAGACAAUACAGCAGAUCCCCAUCCAUGGCGUUUUAUUAGUGUAAACUUCAUGUACAAACAAACAGUACAGAAGGGCCAGGGGCCUCUGCUCCUCUCCAGACAGGCUUCUGUGAACGGCAAGAGGAGAGUCAGGGAGAAGGGGAAACCAUGGGCAGAGCCGGGCUGAGCCGGGCUAACCUAGACUUCGCAACCUCACAGCCCAACUGCUAACUACAACCCCCCAGAGGCCUCGUUUCUGCAAACCAGAAUGUGAUCGAGGACUCGGCUUUCUGUCCUUGGCAUUCAUCUUUUUUUUUUUUUUUUUUGCCUCUAUUUUCCCUGCCUAGCACAGUGCCUGGCACAUAGUAGGUGCUCAGUGAGCUGAGAGCUGAGGGCUGCAAUAGGCUCUCUAACAAGCCUCGACCUCUUUAUAAGGAAGAGAAUUCAGGCUUAAGAGUAAUUUGUCCAAAGACAAAUACACGCACUGCUAUGCUUCAGAGUGAUGACUUGAACUCAGGCAGCCUGCUCUCUGCCUCCCAUUCUUAACGUGGUCAUGGGCAG